Cotesia glomerata is the source of this 3204-nucleotide messenger RNA. RefSeq lists its product as uncharacterized. The transcript has a single exon. Gene Ontology annotation, molecular function: catalytic activity. NCBI's taxonomy places the organism in Eukaryota, Metazoa, Arthropoda, Insecta, Hymenoptera, Braconidae. The record is from RefSeq and is a predicted model, not a curated record. The coding region runs from base 1 to 3204 and encodes 1067 amino acids.
AUGAACCCUAUUACCUCUCAAGCUCUCUCUUCCUGGCAGUCGUUUUGGUCUCCGGCCACCAAACAGCAACCAGGACCGGGCAGGCCCAGUGGUGGUCUACUAUCACUGGCCGUAGCCAGUGUAAAUACUACAACUCUGUCAUCCUGCAAUGCCUGGAUCAUCUCCAAGCUCUGUAUACAGAAAUUAUCCAUAAUCUCUAUCUCCGUAUAUUUUCACCCGAGCGCAGACCUAUCCACACUCUUAAGCCAACUUCAAGCGACAAUCAACGACAUUCUGGCCACACAUUACUUUGACUUAUUUAUCAUCGCCGGCGACUUCAACGCCAGACCUGGCACACUUGGACACACGGACGAAAAUAUAAUACGAGGCUCCUCCCUUAAUAAGGAUCGUUCCUCGCUGGACCUCAUACACAAUCAAAGAGGCUCAACAGUUCUGGAGUUUUUCGAAGCAAACGGUUUCACCCUUCUUAAUGGUCGUACACCUAGCGACACGCCAGGUCACUUCACGUUUACAAACAAAAAUGGACAAAGUGUGGUUGACUUGACCUGGGUAAACAACGACAGCCUUCACCUAGUCAAAGACAUGUGGGUUGACGAAAUAGUUUCUAAGUCAGACCACUUUCCAACUACAAUUGAAAUUUACUCCAAGUAUAGUGCAAAUAUGGAUGUGUCAAAUCCUGCCCAGGGUACAUCCAAGGCUACACAGUACAAACUCUGCUGGAAGAAGGACAAGAAGAACAACUACAAGCACCAAAUGGCCUGGUCUCCACGGAUCACUUGUGACCUUGCUCACUCACACACCGACAUACUGUGUGAUAACCUAUGUUCUGCCAUUCUAGAUGCCGCCAGUGAAUGCCAGCUAAUGCACACUGUCCAUACUAACUCCAAGCGAGUCUAUCACAAGCCCUGGUACAACAACGAAUGUGCAGCUGCCAAGGCUGCCGUCAAAUCCUCUCUGGCCCAGUGCAAAGCAGCACUUCAACCUUGGUCAAGUUACCACGACAUCAAAGCCAAAUACUACUCCUUAUUAAAGGAUCGUCGCUCUGAUUUUGAUCUACAGAUUCGCAAGAAAUUUAGAAAUGUUCGCAACGCAACUGAGUUCUGGUCUGUGGUGAAUUCUGCCCGUAAAACUACACUGAAGCCAUCGCAAAUAACCCUCGGACAAUGGGAAUCUUUCUUCCACGACAUAUAUGCCCAUAAUCCAGCACCCGAUUACUUAUAUUCGAGCCCUUCGGACCCUCAGCUUGACAAGGACAUCACAAUAGAGGAAUUAAAUCUCAGCCUAGCUAAGUCGAAAAUGGGUAAAUCGCCCGGCACUGACGGCAUACCCAAUGAGUUUUACAAAGCGCUACCAAACAACUGGAAACUAUAUCUAGUAGCUCUCUUCAACAAAAUUUUAAGCACUGGUACAACGCCCACAGAAUGGUCUCACAUUCUGAUGUGUAUGCUCCACAAAAAGGGCGAUCUGCUGAAUCCCAGCAACUACCGGGGCAUUGCCCUCGUAAACAGUCUCGAAAAAAUAUUCACCCAGAUUAUCCAUGAAAGAAUCCGUGUGUGGGCUAAGUCAUGCAACAUCAUCCCCGAAGAACAAGCCGGUUUCCAACCUGGUCGUGGCUGUGAAGACAAUGUUUUCACGCUUUUAGCUCUUCUUCAAAUGCAACUUCGCUUCAAAGACGCUACUACCUAUGCACUUUGUAUAGAUUUCAAACGAGCGUUCGACUCAGUGCCGCACCAAAAGCUCUGGAAAAAACUUAUUGACCUUGGACUCAACCCUAAGACUGUGAACCUGUUGAUGAAACUAUACAAAAAUCUAAAGAUGCGGGUAAAAAACAUUGGUAGUCUUUCAGAACCUAUCACCAUAACUGAAGGUGUAUUACAGGGUGAAGUUCUAAGCCCUCUCCUGUUCUGUCUUUACAUAAGCGACAUAAUACAAUUUUUUAAAGAAAGAGGCGCCGAGGGACUCUUUGUUGAUGCGAAAGAGGUACUACUUCUGUUAUAUGCCGAUGACAUUGUCCUACUAGCAUCCACCGAAGUCCGACUCCGCAAAAGCCUGGUGAUACUCGAAGAAUACUGCCGAAUAAACAGCUUAACCGUAAAUACUAAUAAGACCCAAAUACUAGCUUGUAAAUCCACUGGCAGAAUCUCGAAGAAACGUAGAAAAUUCAUGUUCAAUGGCAAAGAAUUAUCAGUAGUACCGAACUACGAAUACCUCGGCAUAAAGUUCUGUACUUCGCUCAAGGGAAACCUUGCAGCCGCACAUGCAACAAAAAAAGGAAAAACAGCCAUUGGAACUGUGCUAAACAUCACUAAAAAUCUCAAAGGUGACUCUUGGCUAGGAGCAGUCAAGCUCCAUAAUAGUCUAGCCCGUUCAACUGUCACAUACCUUGCACAUCUCAGCUGCCUGAGCCUAGACUGCAUAGAACAACUGGAAACGUCACAACUUUACUUCUUCAAGCGCCUAUUUUCACUACCCAUGUGUACCCCUGGCUAUGCCAUCAGACUCGAACUCAGCCUCGAACAUACAGCUGUCCACAUACUUAAGGCAGCCAUCAACUGGGUAAUUAAAGUACUUAGCAUGCCUGCGCAUAGACUACCUCUACUCUGCCUGCGCAAACUGGUAGCCUUGAAUGCGACACCUUUCAACUCAUCUAAACUAAACUGGGCCCAACAACUAAGGAACUUAUUAGCUCAUAUCCAGGAAGACACUAUGCUUGAUAGACUUGAGGCAGACUACUGGAAGAGAAGGAAAGACACCAUUUUAUCCAAAUUUCAAACCUACAUGCGUAGCUUGGACUUGAGCCGUUACCGGGCGUCCUCGGCCUGCCAGUUCAAUUUCAUUACCCAGAUAGCGCCUGAACGUAUAACAGUCCAACCUCUACAUCUCAUGAGAACCUUGUUCCAACUGAGACUAGCCAGCAAAUACGCCUGCCACAUAACAAUCGAUGGCUACACGCACAGGCUAUCUCCAACCAAUACGUGCUCAUUCUGCCACCUUCCGGACACCGAAUCUGCUGAACAUUUCAUUUCCGACUGCCCUGCACUGUCUAACCUCAGACACAAGUACCUGAAAGAUUGGCUCUUAUAUGAACACCCUCAAGUGAUUAAUUUAUCACUCCUUGAAUCCUCCAACUUGGACACCCUGAAGAAAAUCCAUGGAUAUUGCCGGGAAUGCUUUAAAAUAAAUUUCAACUCAGCCAAAUGUUAA